AAAUAAAAAAUUGGAAUCCAUUGUCAUUUAAAAAUAGAAAAUAGAAAAUUGGAAUCCAUUAUCAUCAUCUUCAAGCUCUUUCAUAGAAUUUAAGGGAUAUUUUACUGGCUUUUCAAGUCUGAAAAUGCAGCCCACGUAAUGCGUGAGAAGAAAAUAUAGAGAGCUCAACACGAAAUCUAACCUGGCAGCAGAGAAGGUUAGAAGCUUGUGUUGACUUUUCAAGUCUAUAAACUAAAACUAAGGGCUUUUUCCACAGAAUUGCGAGUGCUUAAUAUUUAUCAAUACUGAUCUCUUGGUUCAGCCGUGGUGAUUUCGAUCUUUUUAUUCAGUAUUUAAGUUUAAUUCUUGUCUUAGAUGGGGUUAGUGUCAUCUCUAGUCAGACAUAGAUGCUGUGGACUCCCUAAAAUAAUGAGUCCAGUCCUUCAGUGAUCACUCCGAGCUCCAUGUAAGAUCUAGAUUUCUUGUAAUUUCAUAGCUGUUGGAUAUAAGAACAGAAAACUAAUAAGAGUGGAGGAGAUGACUGGUACCGAAGAAAUCACAACUCCUCUAAUUCAUCAACACAACAAGCAGACCUCUUCCAGUGUUGCCAAUUCCUCCUCCACUUCAGCGGACUCCGAGGAGAACUCUCCAAUCGUGCAAGUUGCACUUACUGUACCAACAACAGGUGAUCCUACUCUCCCUGCUGUCACCUUUCGCACAUGGACACUUGGCUCUCUCGCCUGCAUCCUCCUCUCCUUCCUCAACCAGUUCUUCUGGUACCGCCGCGAACCACUCUCCAUCACCUCCAUCUGUGCACAGAUCGCAGUGGUCCCUCUUGGCCACCUCAUGGCUUCCACCAUAACCAAUAAAACAUUCUUCAUGGGAAAAAAAUGGGAGUUCACGUUAAACCCCGGACCGUUUAAUGUGAAGGAGCAUGUGUUGAUCACCAUAUUUGCUAAUUCGGGUGCUGGAAAUGUUUAUGCCAUUCACAUUGUUAGUGCUGUCAAGUUAUUUUACAAGAAGGAGUUGACGUUUUUUGUGGCGUUGCUAGUAGUCAUAACGACGCAGAUGCUGGGGUUCGGAUGGGCUGGUUUGUUUAGAAGGUACUUGGUAGAGCCUGCUUCUAUGUGGUGGCCGCAGAAUCUUGUUCAAGUUUCCCUCUUCAGGGCAUUACAUGAGAAAGAGGAAAGGCAUAAAGAUGGAUUAACAAGGAAUCAGUUCUUCAUCAUUGCCUUCAUUUGCAGCUUCGCCUAUUAUGCAUUUCCGGGCUAUCUUUUCCCCAAGUUAACCUCUAUAUCAUGGCUUUGUUGGAUAUUCCCUUCUUCCCUCCUAGCUCAUCAGCUAGGAUCAGGACUCCAUGGUCUUGGGAUUGGUGCCUUUGGAUUUGAUUGGGCCACCAUAUCCUCUUACCUUGGGAGUCCCCUAGCCAGUCCAUGGUUUGCAACUGCCAAUGUUGCUGCCGGUUUUGUGCUUCUUAUGUACGUUAUUGCUCCAAUUGCAUAUUGGCUCAAUAUUUACGAGGCCAAGAACUUUCCCAUAUUCUCAGAUGGCCUGUUCACCUCUACUGGCCAGAGUUACAAUAUCUCAGCUAUCAUAGACCCAAAAUUCCAUAUUGACUUGGAUGCAUAUGACCGUCAAGGCCCUCUCUACCUCAGCACUAUCUUCGCUAUGAUUUAUGGUCUUAAUUUUGCCUGCCUGACAGCCACCGUAGUUCAUGUUUUCCUCUUCCAUGGGAGAGAUAUAUGGCAGCUAAGCAAGUCUGCUUUCAGAUACAAGAAAAUGGAUGUGCAUACAAAGCUAAUGAGGAAAUAUAAUCAAGUCCCUGAAUGGUGGUUCUUGUGCAUCCUUUUCCUAAACAUAGCAGCAACCAUAUUUACAUGUGAGUACUACAAUGAGCAACUCCAAUUACCAUGGUGGGGUGUCUUGCUAGCCUGUGGUAUUGCCGUAUUUUUCACCCUUCCUGUUGGAGUGAUCACUGCUACAACAAAUAAGACACCAGGCCUCAAUGUGAUAACAGAAUAUGUCAUUGGCUACAUGUACCCAGGAUUUCCCGUUGCUAACAUAUGCUUUAAAGUGUACGGAUACAUUAGCAUGAAACAAGGCAUCACCUUCUUGGAAGAUUUCAAGCUUGGUCAUUACAUGAAGAUUCCUCCGAGAGCCAUGUUCAUGGCACAGGUGGUUGGUACUAUAAUAUCUGCGUUGGUACAUCUAGGAACUGCAUGGUGGCUGAUGGAAACCAUCCCAAAUAUAUGUGAUCGUGAAUUGCUUUCACCAGGAAGCCCAUGGACUUGCCCAGGCGACCAUUUGUUCUAUGAUGCAUCUGUGAUCUGGGGUCUUAUUGGCCCUCGCAGAGUUUUUGGAGAUCUUGGUCGUUAUUCAGCCACCAACUGGUUUUUCUUAGGCGGGGCAAUAGCUCCUAUCCUAGUUUGGCUGGCACACAAGGCCUUCCCUAACAAGGAUUGGAUUGGACUUAUCUCCAUACCAGUACUCUUAAGUGCUACACUCAACUUGCUGCCAGCUACCGCCGUGAACUACACUACGUGGGUUGUAGUCGGAUUCGCUUCAGGCUUUAUUGCUUAUAGGUACUAUCGCGACUGGUGGAGCCGCCAUAAUUAUGUGCUGUCAGGGGCGUUGGAUGCUGGAUUGGCCUUCAUGGCUGUAUUGCUUUACUUGUCCUUGGGGAUGUGGCAUGUUAGCCUCGAAUGGUGGGGGAGCGAGGCGGAAGGAUGCCCGUUAGCUUCUUGCCCAACAGCACCGGGGGUCACUGUUAAAGGUUGCCCAACUUUUUAACGAGAAGUUUAAAAGAAAGAAGCGUGAAGCAGUGGUCUGCAUGCUUUCAAGCACAGCAAGCUUGCAGAAUAAAUUA
Populus euphratica (Euphrates poplar) is the source of this 2845-nucleotide messenger RNA. RefSeq names its product oligopeptide transporter 7-like. Gene Ontology annotation, molecular function: oligopeptide transmembrane transporter activity. The coding region runs from base 517 to 2769 and encodes 750 amino acids. The transcript is spliced from 6 exons. The record is from RefSeq and is a predicted model, not a curated record. Gene Ontology annotation, biological process: transmembrane transport. NCBI's taxonomy places the organism in Eukaryota, Viridiplantae, Streptophyta, Magnoliopsida, Malpighiales, Salicaceae.